This is a messenger RNA of Mercurialis annua (annual mercury), 1264 nucleotides long. RefSeq lists its product as uncharacterized. The record is from RefSeq and is a predicted model, not a curated record. Gene Ontology annotation, biological process: shoot system development; root development. The transcript has a single exon. The coding region runs from base 448 to 1227 and encodes 259 amino acids. NCBI's taxonomy places the organism in Eukaryota, Viridiplantae, Streptophyta, Magnoliopsida, Malpighiales, Euphorbiaceae.
CAAAAAACCAGCUCAUAGUUCUCAUCAACUUCCACUCGUGGAUUAUUAUUUUAGAUAUCACUCAUUGAUCUUCUGUAUAUUAAUCAUCCAAACACAUUAGGAAGCAACUCUGUCAGACGUACAUCUCACUGUCGGAACGAUAACAUGCACAGAUUCUAAUUCAAUGAACGUGCAAUUUGUUGGAGAUAGGUGUGAAACUUCAGAAUAUUAUAUAAGUCAUUGUUAACUUAUAAAAUGGGAUAUCAGCAAGACAAUGAUGAGAAUUUGGUGGAUCUGUCGUAAAAGUAGCAGCAUUACAGCUAAAUACAAGAUAAUUAUUGAUUCCCUUUGCUCUAUUUUCUUUACAUAUAUAAGAGAUCUACAAUGGGUUUAUAAUAACAGCAAAACCAUUUCUACAAAUCAAUACUUCUUACCCUUUCUUUUUCAAGAACAAGAAAAAAACAACAAAUGGCUUCUUUUCAUAUUCGUUCUAUCAGUUUGCCCUCUACAUCUCAUCCUCUAACUGUAAGUUUAGAGGAGCAACUUUACAAGCUUAAGAUAUCACAAUCAUCCUUAUCAAUAGCCCAAAAAUUGAAUGGUCUAAAAGAGUUGUAUGAGUGUGUCGAUGAUGUUCUUCAACAAACUCUUUCCCGUGAGAAGCAGAAUAAAUCUAUAGAAGAAGCAUUGAAUGGAUCCUUGUGUUUGUUGGAUAUAUGCAGCAACACCAAAGAUUUUUUCUCACAGAUGAGGGAAUGUCUUCAGGGACUUGAAUUAUCUCUCCGGAGAAGUAAAAGCGGAGUUGAUGCAUACAUGGCAUCAAGGAAAACAAUGAAUAAGUUGAUCCGCAAGUAUCUUAGAAAUUUCAAGAAACAGGACAAGAAUUGCAAAAGUAACUCAGAUUCGGCAGAUAUUUCAGUCUUGCUAAAAGAUGUAGAGGAAAUUAGCGUCUCAAUGUUUGAAUCCAUCUUAGGUUUCAUUUCUCAGCCAAAGUCAAAAUCAAAGCUCACCAUUUUCACAAAAAAUUUGCAACCAAAGAAUUCAUCAUGUGAAGAGGAAGUUGAAGCCAAUGAAAUGGAGAAGAUGGAUGCUGAAUUACUCAUCUUGAAAUCCAGCAGUCAAACAACAAAUAUAUUGAAAGAAUUGCGGACAUUGGAGAUGAGUCUUCAAGAAGCAGAAGAGGAGUUAGAGUGCGUCUAUAGGAAAUUAGUGAAAAUCAGAGUCUCUAUUCUCAAUAGUCUGAAUCAUUAGAACAAUUUAUGAAAAUUUUGUAGCAUAAUUGUACAUA